Molecule: messenger RNA, 1646 nt
Organism: Scylla paramamosain (green mud crab)
Lineage: Eukaryota; Metazoa; Arthropoda; Malacostraca; Decapoda; Portunidae
Exons: 2
Coding region: 67-816 (249 amino acids)
Source: RefSeq, a predicted model, not a curated record
GCAGUCUCAAGUCUCGUCCCUCAGUUUCCUUUAUGACCUCUUGUCAGUUACAAAGCGCCUUUCGCGAUGCCGAAGGUUCUGUUUUAUCUCCUGUUGGUGGCGGUAUUAGUUUCCACACCUGGGAACGCCCUCGGAGACACAAACCAUUGUAGCGCACCCGCUGAGCACGACUUAGAUAAAGGAGAUGUCACUGAGAUCCUCAAUGUAAAGCAGAACUCAUCAAAUAAACCAAGCAUCACUUAUGUAAAACCUAAGGAGGAUUUUGAGGGUGUCACCGUGAAGGUUCAAGAAGGCAAGAAGAGCGAGGACGCGUGGUUUGCUGCAGAUGGGACGUGCCUCCCAGCUAACGGCUCGUGGUGGAAGUUUAAUGUGGGAGUCACUCUAAAUUCAGAAAAUAAACUAUUCUUCAGAUUGUACUGUGGAAAAUGCAAAUGGUCGUGUUCCAACAGUAACCCUCACAUAACGAGCAUAGAGACCAUCCUGGUGUAUGCUCACGGCCCAUCCAGUUGGAACACAACAUUAAAAAACUGUACGGCACUCGAAAGCGAUUAUCCUGAAAGUUCCAACAACCCUUGCGAAAAACCACCUACCCAGUUCCUGCUAUGGGUGGUGGCGGGAGUGGUGGCGGUGGGGCUGGUGGUGGUGAUAGCGGUGGUGGUGGUGGUGGUGGUGGUCUCAGGCAUCAAUGUCGUUCAGUUGCAUCACAUUUCCAACGCAAAUACAAGAGCCAGCGAGCCUGAGGUGCAGGAAACACGCAACAGCCUGUACGAGCCUCUGAGCGCCUUCCAGAAUGCUGCUGCUCCUCGUCCAACAUGAGGCGCUACACGUCAGUCAGAACAACUUCUGCGAGUCCUUGGAUGAAUACCAGCAGAAUCGCGCUUUUGAUGCCCAGUAAGUUACGCGAAAUGACAGUGCUCCCUACCUAUCUUCCGCCGAGUGCAAUAAAACACAUACACACACACACACACACUCAGACACGCGCUGCCGCCUGACGCGCCUCGCCCGGUCCGUGCCACCAGACACCACAACAAGAUAACGCCCAUAAAGGCGUCGCGCUCGGACCGGUACAGACUCAGCGCGAUUCCCACCAUGGUGUGAGCCAUCAAAUGAUAGUACUUCCCUUCUAGAUUAGACUUAGCCUUAGGAUAAAAUUAAUGUCAAGUAUUUCCCCAUCCCCUCUGUACAUUUUCAAUUUGUUAACUGCCUGAAGAAUAAACCGUUUAUUAUUAUUAUUGUUAUUAUGACAUAAUUUCGAAGCACCACUGACUUUGUGUGUGUGUGUGUGUGUGUGUGUGUGUGUGUGUGUGUGUGUGAUGGCGUUUUCCCAGUUAUCUUACAUGACGUGUUUCCUUUUGUACUUCUAACAGAGCAGUGCCUCCCACACACACUCCUUUCCAUUUUAUUGUGUUUAUAUACGUAAAAUCAUAUAUUUCUAUAGUUUAUAUCCUAGCACAGUGUUAUCCUGUGUUACUGAGAGAGAAAGAAAUAAAAAUAUUGAUGUAUUAAUUUAAGUGUGUUGGUAAGUUUUGUCUGUUACCUUUCUUUUUCUGUUUUGCCUUAUAUGUAAUUGAUUUCCUCCAUGAUUUUAAAAAUAAUGUAAGCUUAUAAUGUAUGUGAUGUGUUUUAUAAAGUCUUCUUGGGCUACA